AAAGUGAAGAAGGAAUAAUAUAAAAUUCGUACACACAUCUUUUUCUAUGUCUUUAAGAGUUAGCGAAAACACCAUAGAUUUUAGUCACAUGUGUCUCUCUUGCAUGUUGUGUCUUUAACCCGUCAAUUUCAAUUUCAUCCGGCCUCCUCUCUCUUUCGUCUUCUAUCCUCUGUGUUUCUUUUCUCUGUUUUAGUGGCUGUGGUCGUUUGUAUUGGUCAUACAGAAACAAGUAGGGAGAUCUUUAACUCUGGCAUACACAUACGCGGAUUCGGCGUUGGUCGGAUCAAGAAGUGUUUCCUUUUUUCCCGGCGUCAUUCUUUCUUCUAUAGUCAUCGAUUUGGUGCUCUCGCAACUUCCAAUAGAUUACGGCUAAGUCUUAGUUUUCAGAUAAUGAAGAUGUUACACUGCUUUGCUGGAUUGAUCAAUAGGAAGAAACAUAAGGGGAAUUCAAAACCUCUGCCACCGAAAACACAAAGAAUCCUUCAGAUCAGGCUUGAGGAGCCAGUGAAGCCUCUGGAGAAUGACGAGCCUAACAUCUCAGGCUACGACAAGGACAGUCCUAUCAAGCACGAGUCUUAUGACGGCGAAGAUGAACGCGACGACAAGGAUUCAACAGACCGUGAGUUUCCUAAAUUCGAAGAUCAAGAACGAGUCAGAGCCGUUGAAUCUCUUAAAAGCAAGGAGAUUGUCAAGGAAGUUACAGAUACUUCUGACAAUGGUGAUGAUGAUGCUGAUGAUGAUGAUGAAGGUGGACACGUUAGUGAUCCAGGAUUAGGCAGAGCCACGGCUUGGGUAGCUUCUCCUAAGCUUAAACGAUCCUGCUCCACUCUCAGCAAGUUCAAUGGCAGGUUCCAAGGUUCUGAUCUCCAUGACCUAAGAGAGACCGUUCCGGUUGGUAAUGAAUCAGUGAGGUCUCAUAGAAGUGCAGAUAGAGUGAUGCUCAAGAAACACUCAUCCAUGCAGAUACUUCCCUCUGGGAGCCGCCGGCUCUGGUGGAAACUGUUCCUAUGGAGCCAUAGGAACCUUCACAAACACCGUGUUUCGCUAAAGUCACAGCCUUUGAACAAGAACCAUCAGUCUGGAUACACCUCUGACUUUGCUGAGCACAACCAAUCGAGCCAUGAUGAAGAAUCUACAAACAAUUGCGCUGAGUUCACAAACCAAUCAUCAAACUUAUGGCCUCGUCAUAAUCAGUGGGUAGCCUUCUCUGCUGAAUCCUCUUCGAUGAAACGAGUGGACGAGUGGGUAAGAGGCCUCGAUAUCGAAGCCACAGUUCUUCUAGACAACGAGGAUAAGGAUGUCUUGGCCAGCUUCCCAACUUCUCCUAAUACAGAGAGAUCACCCUCACGAAAUGUGGUUCAGUCCGGUAAUGUCACGGAGGCUAUAGUGCAUGCAAACAGCCUAAUCCAAUCGCUGAGCAAAUCCUCGAGCGUGGCUCACAUCUCGAGCAUAGGCUUGAAAGCGAUCCCAAGCAUCUCACAUUUCACCAGCCUCAAGUCCAUUGAUCUAUCAAACAACUUCAUAGUUCAAAUUACCCCUGCAUCGCUUCCAAAGGGACUCCACGCAUUAAACCUGUCCAAGAACAAGAUCAGUGUUAUCGAGGGACUAAGAGAUUUGUCACGCCUAAGAGUGCUCGAUCUCAGUUACAAUCGUAUAUCGCGCAUAGGACAAGGUUUAUCAAACUGUACACUAAUCAAGGAACUAUACCUCGCCGGGAACAAGAUCAGCAAUGUAGAAGGCUUACACAGAUUGCUGAAACUCAUCGUUCUUGAUCUUAGCUUCAACAAGAUCGCCACCACCAAAGCAAUAGGCCAGCUCGUUGCCAACUACAACUCUCUCGUCGCUCUGAACAUUCUUGGAAACCCGAUUCAGAACAAUAUCGGUGAGGACCAGUUGCGCAAGACUGUCUCUGGCCUUCUCCCUAAGCUAGUUUAUCUAAACAAGCAGCUCAUUAAGCCACAACGAGCCAGGGAAGUUCUCAAAGAUAGUGUAGCGAGAGCUGCGUUUGGUGGCGGAGAUUCUCUUCACCAUCGACGCAAAAGAACAUCCACCAAGAAAGCUGUGGGAUCAGCCUCCCCUAGCGCUCACCACCGAGGCCAUAUUGGAAAGGGACGUGGAUCUAAAAGCAGAAGAAGCCAACAUCAGCUAAGGAAAACUUCAGCUGCAGAGACACCAUCACAUUGAACAUCUCAUUUUAUUUUUUUAUGUAUGGAACUUAUGAAUUGGCCAAUGCAAAGAGAUCUCCACCAUAGCAGCUCCCGAUUCCAUAUCUUCACAUUUGUAUAGCUUAAACAGAGUCAUCUCUAUUCUUUGAAAUACAACAUCUGUUCUGUUUCUCUUGGGUGAAUUUGUGUUUUCUAACGCUUA
Molecule: messenger RNA, 2367 nt
Organism: Camelina sativa (false flax)
Lineage: Eukaryota; Viridiplantae; Streptophyta; Magnoliopsida; Brassicales; Brassicaceae
Cellular component (GO): cytoplasm
Molecular function (GO): protein binding
Source: RefSeq, a predicted model, not a curated record